AUGCCACCAAACCGCUCUCUCCCACCGAGCUUAGACUCUUACGGAACAGGAGCUACUACUCCGCUCCCGCUGCCAAGCUCAUCAACAGAGAACUCCUCAAACAACAAGCGAUCGUUAGAGCAGGUGCAGACAGAAAAGAGGAGGAAGACUUCAUCAGCAAAGCACUCAGUGAGAGACAGUAGCACGGAAAACGCACGUUUCGGCACCCCCUUGCCCAGUACCUUGCACAUUAGCGCUCCCUCUAUCCCUCUACGCUAUAAAUCAAACUUAACCCCACAGCUAUCCGCACUGCAUCCACACUGCCUAGCAAGAGACAGAUUAAGGUUAUGGGUACCAGCGGGAAUCAGCGCAAGACAAACAACAAACACAACAAACGAUCCGACAAACCAGGAAAUGUCAGAUCAGCAGCUAGAAUGCAUCCUGGACAUCAUGGGGUCAGCAUGGGCUCAAUCAACAAAAGAAACGUACGGAGCAGGCUUACUUGUAUUUCAUGUGUUCUGUGACACAAAUUGCAUCAAGGAGGACAAGCGCUGUCCUAUCAAUCGCACCCUGCUACUCAAUUUCUUAUGCAGCUGCGCCGGGUCGUACUCAGGCUCCGCGCUAAACAAUUAUGCAGCGGGCCUCAGAGCGUGGCAUCUCUUGCACGGAAGAGACUGGUUGAUCCCGCCUAGAGAACUCAAAGCGGUCCUAGAUGGUGCCGCUGCAUCAGCACCAGCAGAGUCCAAAAAGGCCAAACGACACCCAUACACACCAGAUUCCCUGGCCGCUAUCCGCAACCAACUGGACCUCACCACACCCUUAGAUGCAGCGGUAUUCGCGUGUCUGACCACGACAUUUUACUCCAUAGCGAGGCUUGGAGAGUUCACAGUCAGCGCCAUCAGAGAUUUUGAUCCUGGAAAACACGUCACCAGAGCUAACGUGUCAGAAACCACCGACCGCAACGGACUUCCUGUCACCAAAAUACACCUCCCUAGAACAAAAUGCUCCCCAGUCGAAGGAGAAGAUGCGUAUUGGGCCGCGCAAGAAGGACCAACGAACCCCAAAGAGGCACUAGAGAAUCAUUUUCGCGUGAACCCAGCAACCAAUGCUGAACAAACGCACCUGUUUGCAUGGAAACACGCGAAAGGAAUGCGUCCAUUGUCAAAGAGACAACUCCUCAAAAGGACAGCAGCAGCUGCGGAAGCAGCAAAGCAACCAGAUCUAAAAGGACAUGGCCUCCGCAUCGGGGGGACCCUGGAGUAUCUGCUGCGCGGAGUGCCUUUCGACGUCGUAAAAGCUAUGGGGAGGUGGUCCAGUGACACCUUCGCGAGUUAUUUGCGAGAACAUGCGACAGUACUCGCACCUUAUAUCCAAGCCUCUCCAGCACUCGAGCCAUUCACACGCCAUAUCAUGCCUCCCAUCAGGCGAUAA
Suillus discolor is the source of this 1410-nucleotide messenger RNA. RefSeq lists its product as uncharacterized. The coding region runs from base 1 to 1410 and encodes 469 amino acids. NCBI's taxonomy places the organism in Eukaryota, Fungi, Basidiomycota, Agaricomycetes, Boletales, Suillaceae. Gene Ontology annotation, molecular function: DNA binding. The transcript has a single exon. The record is from RefSeq and is a predicted model, not a curated record. Gene Ontology annotation, biological process: DNA recombination; DNA integration.